Messenger RNA from Acanthaster planci (crown-of-thorns starfish), 8353 nucleotides. RefSeq names its product ceramide glucosyltransferase-like. Gene Ontology annotation, molecular function: ceramide glucosyltransferase activity. Gene Ontology annotation, cellular component: membrane. The record is from RefSeq and is a predicted model, not a curated record. Gene Ontology annotation, biological process: glucosylceramide biosynthetic process. Lineage: Eukaryota; Metazoa; Echinodermata; Asteroidea; Valvatida; Acanthasteridae.
GAUCGUACGAUUAACCAAUGCACGACGAGAUCGGAAUGUCAGCCGCUAGCACUACGUUGUGCUUAAGACUCGCGCUUGUAGUACGUACGUGCAUGCAAGACAUGUCAGGGUGUUCCACCCAUCCAUGUUGAGUUUAAAUGCUGCCGAGAGCGUUUUGACCCAGUUCACAUAAAUCAGGAUCACCAUUGAAGUGUUUCGUUUUUACCAUGACAAAUCCCUGUGUGCGAGUGAGAUUCUCAGCCCAACGAUGGAUUUUUGGAACUUGUAUCUAACGUCGAAUUUCACGCUGGGUCUGGCGUAUUUUUUCGUGUGCGUUGAGAUCGUGUGCUUGUAUGUAUUCCACUUGGUGGCCAUUCUAUACAUAAAAUUAUACAUGCACAGAAAGCCAAGCAACGUAGUCAGAGAAGAACUGCCUGGGGUUACAAUACUCAAGCCGUUAGUCGGUGUAGAUGCCAACCUAGAAGACAACUUAGAAACAUUCUUUAAUUUGGAUUAUCCGAGGUAUGAGCUCAUAUUUUGCAUACAAGAUGAGAAGGACCCCGCUUGUAAAACGGUGGAAGCUCUCAUGGGAAAGUACCCUCAGGUAGACGCGAGGCUUUUUCUGGGUGGCUCCAGGAUUGGCAUGAAUCCCAAACUAAACAACCUAAUGCCUGGCUACAGCGCUGCUCAGUAUGACCUCAUCAUGAUCAGCGACAGUGGAAUUAGGGUUUUCAGCAACACUUUGACAGAAAUGGUGUGUAAAAUGACCCCUGACGUGGGUUUAGUUCAUGCCAUACCGUAUUGCUGUAAUAGGAAAGGCUUUGGUGCUACUCUAGAAAAGGCAUAUUUUGGUGGCCCCCAUUGCCGGAUGUAUAUAUGCUGCAACAUGGUGGGAGCCACCUGCGUGACGGGCAUGUCCAAUUUGAUACGGAGGACUGUGCUGGAGGAGGCCGGGGGGUUCACGGAACUGGGCAAAUACAUAUCGGAGGAUUUCUACAUGGGGGUUGCGGCCAUCAAAAGCGGUCUUUCUACCAGGAUAAGUAGCUUUCCCGCUAUGCAGAAUUCUGCCAACACCUCUCUAGAGUCGUUUGGUAAACGGAUGGUCAGAUGGACCACGGUUCGCACCUCCUCUGUUCCUUCCAUUCUCAUUCUGGAGCCCUUCUCCGAGGCGGUCCUGUGCGGACUGUGCUGCACGUUGGCCGUGUACUACCUCUUUGGCUGGGACCCCAUUCUCUUCUUCAUGGUGCACAUGCUACAGUGGUUUAUGCUGGACUACAUCCAAAUCCGCGCUCUUCAGGUGGAACAUCUUAAUUGUUCGAAAUUUGACUACAUGGUUGCCUGGGUUUACCGAGAAUGCACCGCACCGUUCUACUUCCUGAAGGGCUGCUUUAACAACAAGGUCAAGUGGCGGACGGGAACGUUUCGUGUCAAGUGGGGCGGCUACCUUGAGGAGGUGCACUGACCUCCCCCUCCACCCCACCAGCAUAAGGAUAUUAAAGAGCAAUUUCAAAAACCUUGGCCCCGACUUCACUCAAGUGCCAUUUGAAGCUCUUGAUAAUUAACUUACCUUUGGAUAACGGUAUGUAACCCUGGCCAUGUUUUACACUUUCAUUCAUGCAGAAUUCUCGUAUCUAAGAUCUAGGUGUGAAUGAGACCUGCUUUGUCUGGCACUCUCAUUCCAGCAAGUGUGGCCUUGCAGGUUUAAUGGACCAUGUGCGUGUCAAGCUCAUGUGGUGUAGUCCACGCACAGCCUUUUCCAUCUCAUCAGGAUUGAAAAUCCAACAAAAGUUUGAACGAGCACCAGGCACUCGACAGCGAUUGUAUUCAGCCCCGAAUGGCACAGCUUGUGUAGGGUUACCUGUGUGCACAGAAAGGGUUAAAGACACACAGAUACCAACUCAGACCAUGUUGGUCGUCUUACACUUUCAAGUAUAUGUAGCUUAAAGGACCCAUGCUGAGCUUAAGCAUCCUACCAUUAAUGAGGAUGUUGAAGAUUGGGUCUAAAACUGGUGCUUAGCUUUAAGAAAUGGCAGAUUUCAAUUAUUGGUAGAAUUAGUAUGUGAACAGGUAUUUGUCUAGCACCAUGAGAGCUUGGAUGAGUAUAACCCCCAUCUACCAAAACCAGGACUGAACUUGAGUUGGUGUAUCAAGUAAAUUCCUUUUGAAACGUGGAGUGAUGCUUAUGAUCAAGUUACAAUUUGUAUUUUACACUGUCUCCUUUAUCAUGCAUUCCCUGCCGCGUGGUGGAGGACCCUGAUCUUGACUGGCUUGUUAUGAGAACUAAUGGCCGUAGUGGCUAUUUGUACCCAAACGAUCCACUGGGUCACCCUCCUUUCCUGGUCAGCAGUCAACUUCUGUAACCCUUGAAUUGUAUAGAUGCCAUCCCUUCUUGGAAUAUCCAACAAGCCCUUUGUUUCAGUUUCUGUUUUGCUUUGAGUGAUAAAUGUUUGGUUCUCAGUGUCCCUCAUGCAAACAACUUUCUAUUUGCUUUUACAUCAAGUAUUUAACUGUGAGAUAUCACACUCCUUGGAAAUCUUCUUGCAGUAGUCAGUGCAUUUUUCCUGGUUUUGAUAGAGUGGGGUAUCUACUGAGAGUUUCAUGGGUGGUGCAUCACACAAGAAAAUUUCAAGGGUGACUCAUUAGUUUGACCAGAGUGCCAUGCGUGGAGAUGUAAAACAGUCAGUGUUUGUCAGUAGUCAGAAAUAAUGUCAAAUUGUAUCACUGAGGACCACAGAAGUGUUGAAGAGUUGAAGAGUGUACUGUACACUGUUAUGAUUCCGAUUCCUCCGUGAAUUUUCCACGUGUUGAAAUCAUUGUGAGCCUUAGCCGUGUCUGGAACAGCCUUCCAGAGCUACGGCUAGGUCUAGUGUCUGCACGUCUCCGUGCAUUUCUAAUGGAGUUAAGACCUAGACCCAGCUCUAGACAACAGAUUCGGAUGCAGCCUUAGCCCAUCGAAAUGUUGCCACAUAUUGAUGGUUCAGAUCUGAAGAUUCCAUUCACCGUUGCAUUACACGAGGCAGGGUUUUCAGACGAAGGGUUGUCUGGUGAACACCCUAUUGUUCAUUCCACACACCAUCCUUUGUCAUGCAGAUGUACAGGCAUGUACGAAUACAUACCAUUAAAGAAAUUUAGCCCCUCUGUUCUCCUUUGUGAUUCUGAGCAACUUUGGAUGACCAGCUUUUCAAACGCUGAAUAAAACGGUGAGGGGCUUGUUCUCCCCAUCUUGUACUGUGCACGCAGAGUACAUGCUUUCGACCUAAAUUUCCUUCGCUGCGUUGGAUUUUCGGCCCAGUCCGAAUGAUAGCUGGAAGAGCAACAUGCCCGUGGAUGCAGGUUGGAAGAAAUCUCUCCUCUGGGCAUAGAGUUAGAGUAGUUUUUUAGUUAGAUGAACAACUUGAUAGUCAUUAGGCAGAAAUUUGUGACAUAUUCGUUGAUGGAUACACAUGGUUGUACCCCCCAAAAAUGUGCUACCUCAAAAUUUAUAACUUGACAUAUAUUAAGUGAGAUUUUAUUGUGUAGAGUUGUUUGUGUCUCUUGCAUUACAUUCAAAACAUUUCACUCCGUCGUGAACAAUGACACGGGUACAGGUACCGAUAAUAACAUUACUAGAAUAGUGCAUGGUGUAAACGGUGACAUCAGAACACCAGGUGUUGGAGUGUUGUGUAGAAAUAGUCGUAUCUUGUUGCAGUUGGAGUAGAUAUCGGAACCUGUUUACCGUGCCUACUGCAGCAACCAAACACAUCCGAAGAUUUGUUCUAAUCUCUGUUGUGGCAACAAGUAAUGCAGUUGAUUUGUUUUCUUUUUUCAGUUUUGCUGUCAAGGAUAUAGGCAUUAUUAUUACAUAAUUAUUAUGCAUGGUACUUCUUUUUUUUAUUUAUCAGCCGCCAUUUUUUGGCAAUCUUGAGUAUCAAUUUUAGGUAUUAAUUGUUUUGUAAAUUUUGAAUCAGAAUUUUAUCAAAGAAAUAACUCAUGAACUCAACUUUUUUUUAAAUAAUGCACAACUCCGGGAAAAACUGUGCUUGCCACUUUUAAUCUCACUGUAAUAUAUGCAUUUUAGUGGUUCAUUGAUGGCAAUGAAUGAUUACACGUGCACCAUUUUAAAACAUUGAACUGUCUUUACACAUCUCUAAAGCGACUCUCUGAGCAUUUGAUCUUUCUUAUAACCUUAACUGUUGAAUAGCUUGAAUUCUACAUUGCAGAAAUUUGACAGUUACUGUUUAAGAGCUGUGAGGAAUCGAACUCAUUGUGGGGCAUUGUUAUCAACUCAGUUUCCAGAUCCCAGUAGAAGAUGUUAGGUUCUGCAGAUUUUUCAAUUUAAUGCUUUGUUCGUCUUCCGUUCUUCCUGGCCUGUUCAGUUGUACUGUCUUCCUGUCUACAUAGAUGCAUGUACCACAAAGAAACUGAACAUUUGAAACUUUUAAACCUUAUGGACAAUCUGACAUAAAAGAAGUUUUACGUGAGUAUGACAAGCUCCACAAUGGUUGAGUACAUACAAUCACAGAUGCUGUUAAACAGAAAAAGACUGAAAAGAAACUUUGCCGCAAUUCAUCCCCACAGAGCAGCAAGAGGAAUCCACUGCCUCGACUGCUGUAGUCAUGUGACCCAAUCAGGUGACAUGCUUAAAAGGUUUGUGACGGGAACUUACUUGGGGCAUGCAUGUAGAGAAAGUAUGGUCGUGUACAUGUAACCAUGUCAGUUAUUUGUGUUCAACUCUUGUAAGAUACACUUUUACCAAGGGUUUAUGUGCAGUACUGAAACAUGUUAUUUAUGUCAUAUAUUGUUUAUUAAUGUGGAACUGAAAGAAGGGUGAAGUUUUAAAAGGCUGAUCGUUAUAGUUUUUACACAUUUUUGUAUAAGCACCUGGUGUAUGUUGUUUGCUGCAUAUUGUCAUAGGUCAUUACAUGUAUGUGUCAAAUCAAACACUUUCGGGUCUUCGCACAGAUUUUGUACCGGUAAAUUUGCUGAAAUUGUUCAGAUCAUAUGAGGCCACAGGUUAUUAAACUGUUGAUGUAUCAAUUUUUCACUCUUUGAAUGCCUGUAUUUCUGGAUAGGAAUGUUGGAGAUGAUUUUUAUGAUUAAAUUGAAGCUCAUAAACUAAGAAACCCUUUCUAUACUUGACUAGCCCUAAGUACAUCUUGCGUGUAGCUUUAUGUACAGUUUAAUGCAAUUUGACUGUACCUUACAAACCACAUGACCCAAACACUUAAAUUGUGGUUUCUGAGUUUUUCAUCAGACCGUGCAGUUUCAGCCAUUUUCAGAAAAAUCUUUGAGAUCAACCCUGGAAUGUUUGAUUUGACGUGGACAGAAUGGCUCUUAUUUUAUUUCUUUUUACAGCUAAGGCCUACACCAGUUAUGCUCCAAUGACUUCGGUGUGCAUACAGCUUAAGCCCAAUUCACAAUUUUAAAGAUAAUUGCGUCUCGACAAAUUCUGCCUAGAUUUAGGCAUAAUUUUUCUUCUUUUUAUCCCAUGUUACAAAUCAGUUUAUUGGUGAUGUCAGCUGUGUAUAUCUCGUAACAAUCUUUUUUACCUAACAUGGUACCUUGUACAGUGUCACUCCUGGGCCACUGUAACUUGAAUUUAUACUCCCAAAGUACGAGCAUUGCCCGUCUCAGAGUCAGUCCAUUCAGUAGAUUUGUAAUGUCAGUCAUUGUACAUACAAAUGAGGAUGACUGCAAUUACUUCCAAGUUUCAACUUGGCCUUUUCAACCUACCCCCAUGAAGAUUGCUGUUGAACUUGAAUUCAGUGUGAGAGAUUACAGCCGGCCACUGAAAGCAUUGUGAGAAUGGGGGAAUUUUGACAAUGCAGAAAAUCUUUUCUCACUGUGCACGUUGGUCUUUAUUUUCACAUACUUCUUGCUGGUUCACCUGUAAAGUAGAUAACGUGUGCUGAAUUUUUCAUUCUUAAUGUAGGUUUUUUGAAGGCAAGCUUUGUCGAGUACAUCAAAAGCAAGUAUGAACAUGGAAUUGUGCUGUCCAAUCAAAUGUUUGCACUGUGGAUUUGCAAGAUUUGGCUGACAUAUUUCAUGACGUCAGGUUGCCUCCUUCACAUUUGCCUGAAAAAUGAACUAGGCUGCAUUUAUCUGUCGAGAUGCAUUCAAACUAGUAGUGCACGUUUAAAUAUGUUCAUUCAAAAGCAGCAGCUUUUGAGGAGGUUUUAGAAGAAAAACUAACAUUUUCAGUGGAUGGUAGCUUGAACUCCCACUGACUCCUGAAACAUGUCAUGGGUCAAGAAUUAGAACUGUGUUUGUGUUUUGCAACACAUUAUUAGCGAUAAUUCCAUCUGUUCCCUUUAAUGGAUUCAACAACUGCCACUUGGUGACAUGGCUGAAGCUUUGAAAGUGGGCAAAGCUUGAAGAAGCUAGGAGUAUUGUCAUCAAAAAACAAAGAGAUGGUGGGUAUCCGCCGUAGGCAGAAGCACCCCCUCAUUGGUUGGAAAGAGCCGUGUUGGUUGAGAGUGUUCAUUUUGUUGGUAGCGAAGCGACCAAAAUGCGUGCACUUCAUUAUUGUUUGUGAACCAGUGAAGUGCAGCUCCAACCAAAGGAGUCUGCACGAGGCUCAUUACGUGAGGGUUUGGUUGAGAAGGAAUUGUCAUUUACAUUCUACAAGUAUAACACAUGUAGAUAUUGUUACUUUUCCAAGUACAUUUCACACGCAUGGAUUUCUUUUUAAAGUGGGCCCGCUGCUAUAUUCAAUAAUUUUCUGUCAGAAUAUUACUUAUUGCUUAUUGUUUUGUAUUUCAGUGUUAAAGCAGCAUUUUAUAUAUUCAUCUUAAUUCUUUAUAAUACAUUUUUAUUUAAAGCAUGCUUCAUUUGUACUAAAACUGUGAGAUCUUGGCUUAAGUUUUAUUCCUGGCUAGCGAUGACAUAGGAAAGGAAAUAGCUGUAGCCAUUAGCAAGUAGCUUCCUUAAGGUAUGCGUUUCCUCUGAUUUGUUUCUUUACACUCAUGAUUAAGCAUAAACCAUCAUACGCCUUGGCAGAAUCCCACUUCUGCAACCGGAGGCUUGAGCUGAAUGAUAUUUAAAUUGUUGAUGCGUUAGUCCAAUGAUUUACAUUGUAAACUGAAAGGGCGUCGGCCCAUGAAGGUUGUCGUAAGUGAUAAUUUUGCACUUGUAGAAUAAUGGAGAAUGAUGUUAAGCACAAGGUAGAAUGGUGUUUGUUUGUUUUUAAAUGAUGAUUUUUUGGUCAGUGGAUUACAGGUUCUGUUUUUCCUUUAAGAAGUUAUAGACAGUAAAGGAUUUUCAUGUAUAGAUGUACAUGUAAUCGUGUCAUCUUGUUGGCACAGAGUAACGACUACAAGCAAGUUUUGUACACAGUACCAUGUUCCAAAGUUGCUUCACACAUAUUUACCCUCCAUACCUAGCGUGGACAUUCCUUUGAUUCUGUGCAGUUAAGAAACUCAGUGGAAAUGCUUGUGUUUCUUUAACUGUGAACCAUUUUCAGCUGGAUUUUUGAAAAAAAAAAAUUUCCUUGACUGUUCCUCUUUCUUUUACGACAGAUAACCCUAACCCCGAUGCCUUUAAAUCUUUCUCAGAGAAGGGAAAGAUGUCCUGUAGACGUGGCCCACAGAAUGUCUUCCCUUCCUACAUCGUAGGGACAUCUUUUGUUUACGAGUCCACACUAGGCAUGUAAGGUUAGUGCUCUGCUUCUGGAAGUACCAGGCAUUCAUCUGAGCACACCUUAAUCGUGUAGUCCAUUGGACAGUGCAUCAUGAGCCCAUCUUUUGAUUAAGCUCUUUGUUGAUGGUGCUCUAAGGAACAUUUUACUCUAGAAAUUAUUUGCUUUUGGUAUGAAAUCAUUCAGUGUGAUUUUUAUCCCAAUUAGAAAAUGUUGGAAGAGGGAGACUGUGUGUUACACUUACAAUAUACUACUAGUCGUAGUUUUGACUGAAAAUGGCCGAGGACGAAUCAGUGAUGGUCUUAUCAAGAUUGUUCCAUACCUUAAUAACUGCCAUUCCUGCUUGCUCAAGCCAUAUUCAUACAUGACAAAUAUAGUUCUUGUGCAUUUCAUGACCUUGUAGCCCUGUCCUUAUUUUUAUGUUAGCUGUGCCAUUACCAAUGCCAGUCCUUCAGGAGUACAUCUUGACAUUAUGUGUGCAUGAAUGUUUUAGGUGGGUGAUAGUAGGCCGGCGUACUGUGUGCAAUUGUAAUAGCCGUCUGCUGUUAAGCUAAGUUGAUUUGAACACAGUGCGAAGAAAUGUGCUCGACAAAGAUGAUGAAAAAUAACGUAAUUCAUGUAACAUACCGGUACUGUAAGGAAACAAGACUGUAAUGAAUUAGUUUAUCCUGUAAUGAAUUAGUUUGUACAUGGAUAUAGUGUGUGUAUAUCUUGGCAUUAUUGGGUGAAAUAAAGUUACUGACUUCUCACAGUAUCUCA